AUGACUGCAACCAAUGAUUACUGUAAUGAUGACCCAUAUGAGACGUUCUACUUAGACCAACAAGAAAACCAACCUACUGCCAAUACGGUUUGUGAGGACCAUGCGAGCCUUAUCUAUGAGAGAAGCCUACAACCAGAGAAAUAUCCUGUCUUGGCACCGAUUGCGAAGAAUCCUAAUGCUCUCAAUGGUAAACGUUCAAAUGCAUCUGAUGCCAGUGAAGACAUGAAAAGAAAAAGACCAUAA
This is a messenger RNA of Nakaseomyces glabratus, 243 nucleotides long. RefSeq lists its product as uncharacterized. The record is from RefSeq and is a predicted model, not a curated record. NCBI's taxonomy places the organism in Eukaryota, Fungi, Ascomycota, Saccharomycetes, Saccharomycetales, Saccharomycetaceae.